CUUGCAGUUCCACGUCCGGCCAUGCGAGGACAGCACGACCCCAAUCCAGCCGCUGCACCGGAGGAAGCAAACCGAAACUGCUCAAUGAGUUCACCUUCAGAUAAAUAGUUUGCCCGUUUACCCUCUGAACAUCUAGUUCGGUCGUUUGGUGGUCGGGCGAAAUGAAUGGCGCGCUGCAUUCCUCGCCCGGCGUGGCGGACAUACAGCUGAAGCGAGGCCCGGCAGGCCUUGGCUUCAAUAUUGUCGGGGGCAUGGAUCAGCAGUACGUUGUAAACGACAACGGCAUAUACGUGUCUAAAAUAAAGGACGAUGGAGCUGCAGCGUUGGAUGGAAGACUCCAAGAGGGCGACAAGAUCCUGGCGAUCAAUGGAAUGAAGCUUGAAGAUCUGACGCAUCGAGCUGCAGUGGAGCUGUUCAGGACAGCAGGGGAGGAUGUAAAGCUUCGUGUCCUGAAAAAGUCAUCCUGUCACACGAACGGACCCACAGGCACGCAGCCCGAGCACCCAUCAUCUUUCUCCUUACUGGGAACGCUGUCUGUUUUAGCAGGAGCUGCUGCCAUCAUCUCUUUAAUUUACAUGCGGCAAAUCAGGAAACACUAAACCUAGUGCACGUGUAUGUUUAUAUUAUUUUUUUAGAUCAAAAACUUUGCUCAAGGCCAAAGAAGAAUGAACUAGACAUUUAUUUUUUGGAUUAGAAUAAACUGGCGCCACUGAGUUUCUCUAAGCUUUGUGAUGCCCUCGCUAUGCAAAUACUUGGUUAUUUAUCACAGACAUUACUUUAAUAGGUGACUCUCUGAUGAUAAGAAGAAGAAUGUACUCAUGACAUUCCUUCUGCUGGGCUGAGCUCAUGCAGAGACAAACGGUUAAGUGCAGAUAACUAUGAAAUAGUUUAAGUUGAGGUAGAGGCAGGUCAACUCAAGCUCCAGCGUCCUUUUACAAGCUGGUGUUGGAUUCAGUCCCAUGUUGAUCUCUCUGCACUCCCAUCACUGAAUGGGUGUCGUGAAGAACUCAUUCCUGCGCUUUCAGUUUCUGCUCAGUGUUCUUGCGACUCGGUUUGAUUUCAUGGGAGGAGAGGCAUCCUGCUGUGCUGCUCAGAUUGAGCCGUGUGGCUGUAAGAAGCUGCUUUGUUUUGUUGUUGUUUUUUUUUUUAAGGUGAUUAGUAGUUUCUCAUAAUUCCCAAGUAAUGGUGGUAUUCGGCUUGGUGUCCUUUUAACUGUAUCAAUUAAAGCCAACAAAUAAAAGGAUAUGACUGCCCUGGGUUCACCGUCCAACUGUAUCAUGCAAAUGCUUAAGUCAAAUGUUUAAUUUGAGAUUUAAUUAUUUUGAGUUGUAACAGCUGGUAAAUGAUGUGUAUUAGGCUCAGUAUGAAUGUUGGAAAAUGGUGGAAUGAAGGAAAGACCAAAAACGGCUCCAGCCAAUUCCUUUACGCUUCCAGAGCAGAUGCGUCUGUAAAGUUUUAGUGCUGGGAGUAUUUUUCAAUGUCUGUCUGUUCAGUAAUUUGUUUUCUGAAGGUUGUCUGUAAAUGCAUUUCAUGCCAAGGUGUUGAGUGGCAUUGUGAAUAUGUUCAGCAUGCCAAAAGUCUAGAUCAUUCUCACUAAUAAAUUAUAACGAUACUGUUUGACAUCCAAGCAAGAAAUUCAUGCUGUUUUUCCAUUUAAAAAAACAUGUAAAAAAAUGCAAGAAAUAGAUUGAUUAAUUUAUAAACUGUCAUUUUCCUGCUUACCUCUUGAUAUAUGCAAGCCUUGGCAACAGAAAUAUGUAUUAUUGUUAAAAGUGUGUCUUGUAAAGAUCAAACGAUGAAUAGGCAAAGCGUGACAGCCCAAAGUGGCCACAGGCCCUAAUGUUGUCAGUUUCCUUUCACAAUAAAAGUCGGAACCAAG
This is a messenger RNA of Betta splendens (Siamese fighting fish), 1879 nucleotides long. RefSeq names its product synaptojanin 2 binding protein (gene synj2bp). The record is from RefSeq and is a predicted model, not a curated record. Bases 162 to 599 code for a protein of 145 amino acids. Gene Ontology annotation, molecular function: protein binding. The transcript is spliced from 4 exons. Lineage: Eukaryota; Metazoa; Chordata; Actinopteri; Anabantiformes; Osphronemidae.